This is a messenger RNA of Closterium sp. Naga37s-1, 390 nucleotides long. The record is from the annotation of a GenBank genome assembly. NCBI's taxonomy places the organism in Eukaryota, Viridiplantae, Streptophyta, Zygnematophyceae, Desmidiales, Closteriaceae.
AUGUCUGGGUCCCUGCCCUCCCUUCCGCGCUCGCCUGCCCCACCGUGCCUUCCCUGCGUCGAGGAGCGGCAGCGCGCCGCUCCUCACUCCUCCCUGUUUCCUCCGACCACUACUCCUUUGCAGACUCUCCACAUGGACCUUUGGGGCCCAGCCCACAUCGGUGGAACGGACCAAGGGCGCUACUUCCUGCUGGUUGUUGACGACUACACACGUUACACCACUGUCUUCCCUUUGCGGCGCAAGGCGGACAUCAGCGGUGUUUUGAUCCCCUGGAUCCGUGCUACUCGUCGCCAGCUGCGCGAGCGGUUCAGUCAGGACUUCCUAGUCUUGUGUCUGCACUCUGACAGGGGCGGUGAGUUCUCUUCUGACCUCCUUGCGGAGUUCUGUUGA